GCGCGGCAUUCCCCGGUGUAGGCCCGCGCCCCGUUUUUCGGAGAAAUCCGGGCGGCGGGCGCGGAUGUUCCAGCGCCUCCGCGCGGCCUUUCUGGGGGAGGCGUCCCUCGGCAGCUCCUGGGGGCCUGGUGGCGGCGGUGGGGUUCGCCAUGGCAGGGGCGGAAUUUUCAGCACGCGCAUGCGGAAGCAAGAGCGCAUGACGCUUCGAGCGGUCCGCGACGAGCAGAACUUGCGCAAGAAGGGCAUCGCGCGCUUCAACAAGAGGUGGCGCUCCUGGGCGCAGAACCGGGUGCGGCAGUUCCGGCUGCCGCUGCCCGUGACCCUCACCUCCGACACGGCGCUCAUGGACGCCACUUACAUCACCAGAUGUGUGCAGAAGGCGGCGAGUUUGCGGAAGCACGACGUGAAGCUUUGGUUCGGCUACUCCCAGCGGCUGCUGGAGCUCAAGGAUCAGCUGACGCCUGAGCAGCUGGGCUACGUGCUGUGGGGCUACGGGAAGAGCAGCUUCGUGGACGCGAAGUUCUACCGGGAGAUGAUGCCGGAGAUCAAGGCCAAGCUGCCCGAGUUCCAGUCCCAUGGGCUCAUGUCCCUCAUGUGGUGCAUGAAGAGAUUGCGCUGGCAUGACGCCGAGCUCAAUCGCCUGGCUGCGCAGCAUGCGCUGCAGAUCAUCGAUUUUCUUCGGCCCUCGGAUUUCAUCAAGGUGGCCAACGCGUUGGCGCAGCUCGGCCUCAAGGAUGCUGGCCUCAAGGCUGCGCUCUGCCGGGUGGCGGUGGAGAAGCUUGAGGAGACGUUUGCUCAGCAGUUUCGAGACGCCGUGCAUCCGGUCACGAUCGGCUACCUUUGGGAUGAUGAGGUUACCUCCUACCUUCUGGAGCGCUUCCGGAAGAUCUUCAUUACUGCACGGCCCACGCAUCUCCUGAACGCGUACCAGUCUGCAGUCGUGUCUCGCAUUCUCAAGCCUCAGGUGUGGCCGAGACUGUCGAGCGACUCAAAGUCCUUCUACGUGAGACUUUCACAGAGGCACAUUGCAGACCGGGGGCGCAGACCCUCGCCUAUGCACCGGGAUGUGUCACGGCAUCUGGCUGACCUUGGAGAGGCGCACCGGAACUCCUUUCGUUGGGGGCCGCUGUACAUCGACAUCGGGCUGGAGCAGCUCGAGGCGGAUGAGAGACGGCGAUGUCUCAUGGUGGACAGCCCCUCCUCGUUUUUCUUUGGCAGCGACCAGUACCUUCCCAUGAAGCAGUUGCAGCACGCGACGUUGACCUCCCUUGGCUGGGACGUGCGCCGCUUGCGCUGGGAUGACUGGACCGAGUUGGGUGAUGACCCCCAGAGGAAGCGAGAUUUCCUUCAGCAUCUCCUUGCCGGCUCUCGGCCGGUUGCAGAGGAGCUGCGGGACCGAGCGCCUUUGGCCCCGGACCAGGUAAAAGAGAAGCUGAGGCAAUUCCGGGUGCUCAAGGCCCAGAUGGAUGCGGAGGCAGUUCAGGAGGAGGCAAUGAUUGACUUCGAUGUGUGACGGCUAC
Molecule: messenger RNA, 1520 nt
Organism: Effrenium voratum
Lineage: Eukaryota; Dinophyceae; Suessiales; Symbiodiniaceae
Source: the annotation of a GenBank genome assembly